UACAGUGGGAAUGUGGACAUUAUCCUGUCAGCAGAGGACAGUGAGUGGGAAUCCUGUCGGGAAUCGGAGAAAACGGAUUCUUUAGGGAAAGCAGAAGGCAAGAGUGCGUGGAAUCUGGGCUUACUUCCGUGUUUUCCUGCUUCUUCACAUCUGGACGUGUUUAUCAUCUCACUUGCGCUUUAGAGGAGCAUGCUGGUGGAAAACAGGAGCUUGAGGUUCUUCGCUGCUUUGCUGGUUCUCCUCCAGUCCAGUUCAUAUGUGACCAGUGCAGAUCAUGAUUCCAGACCCAACUUCGUCCUGAUGAUGGUGGAUGAUCUGGGCAUUGGAGACAUCGGUUGCUAUGGAAACGACACCAUCAGCACACCAAACGUGGAUCGUCUGGCGGCAGACGGAGUGAAACUGAGCCAGCAUCUCGCCGCCGCUCCGCUCUGCACUCCCAGCAGAACCGCCUUCAUGACGGGACGCUACGCUCUGCGCGCCGGUCUAGGCAGCACAGGCCGAGUUCAGGUGAUUCUGUUUCUCGCUGGAUCUGGAGGACUUCCACCGAAUGAAACCACCUUCGCCAAACUCCUGCAGAAGCAGGGCUACACCACCGGCAUCGUGGGUAAGUGGCAUUUAGGUGUGAACUGCGAGAGCAGGAACGAUCACUGCCAUCAUCCCAACAAUCACGGCUUCGACUUCUUCUACGGGCUUCCCUUCACCAACUUCAAUGACUGCAAACCCGGAGCGGGGAAAGGUGUGCUGGUGGAUGUGCAGGAGAUGCUGUGGCAGAUGUCUGCGCUGCUGGCGCUGGCGUCUCUCACGCUGCUCGCGGUCCGAGCCUCGGCUCUGCUGCGGGUCAGCUGGACGCUCGCGGCGUUUCUGGCCAUUCUGUCGCUGCUGGGCUUCACGGCGUGGUUCGUGCCGUUUGAACUCCUGCGGACCUGGAACUGCAUCAUCAUGAGGAACGGCGAGGUGGUGGAGCAGCCCGUGAAGCUGGAGACGCUGAGCGCCAGGCUGAUGAGCGAAGCCGAGCGGUUCGUGGAGAGACACAAAGACGGGCCCUUCCUGCUCUUCCUGUCAUUGGCACACGUGCACACGCCCCUCUUUGUGUCCGAGGGCUUUACCGGAAAGAGCAAACAUGGGCUGUACGGGGACAACGUCGAAGAAGUGGACUGGAUGGUGGGUAGAAUGAUGGAGACCAUUGAAAGGCUCGGCCUGUCCGAGAAAACCUUGAUGUACUUCACCUCUGACCACGGUGGCCACAUCGAAGAGGGUCCGAAAGGAGGCUGGAAUGGAAUCUAUCGAGGUGGUAAAGCCAUGGGCGGCUGGGAGGGAGGAAUCCGAGUUCCGGGAAUAUUCCGCUGGCCUGGACGUCUCAACCCGAGACGAGAAGUGGCAGAACCAAGUUCCGGGAUCCGCUGGCCUGGACGUCUCAACCCGGGACGAGAAGUGGCAGAACCAACAAGUCUGAUGGAUGUUUUUCCCACAGUGGUGAAGCUGGCAGGCGGAACGCUGCCGGAGGACAG
Molecule: messenger RNA, 1508 nt
Organism: Sinocyclocheilus rhinocerous
Lineage: Eukaryota; Metazoa; Chordata; Actinopteri; Cypriniformes; Cyprinidae
Gene: arsh
Product: arylsulfatase H
Exons: 9
Molecular function (GO): arylsulfatase activity
Source: RefSeq, a predicted model, not a curated record